This is a messenger RNA of Colletotrichum acutatum, 1163 nucleotides long. RefSeq lists its product as uncharacterized. Lineage: Eukaryota; Fungi; Ascomycota; Sordariomycetes; Glomerellales; Glomerellaceae. The transcript has a single exon. The coding region runs from base 64 to 879 and encodes 271 amino acids. The record is from RefSeq and is a predicted model, not a curated record.
GUACGUACUGCGUAGUGUGGUAGGUAGGUACUCACGUAGGCAGGCACUGCAUAGCAGGUACACAUGUACACUACCUUACGCAGUAAGACUGGGAGUCUGGGAGAGGUCGGGGGGUCCCAGCGGGGGCAUGACGGGGCCAGUCUGGGUCGAUUGAAGCUUAUCUAUUGGUUCCAAGGCCCGGUAAUCACCGAUAAGACGAAGGGCGCAGCUGUGCCGCCAGUGUCGUUUUCGCAUCAUCCAGCCGUCGACGGAUCCAUUUCUGUUGCACAAUUGUCCAUGUUUCCAGUCCUCUUUCCCCCCAUUUGCCUCCAUUUGCCCUCCCAUUUGGUCCUAUUCCUUCCACGGUACGUAGGUACUGCGACUCUGCGUCCUGCCCACCUGAGCUGCCCUCGCCCUGAAAGAGGAAUCGCGGCACCGCGCGCUACUGUUGCAGGGGUUGCUAGUCUGGUGAUGCCUCGAGGGGUCCUGUUCCAUCUUCCAGGGUACGGAGUAAGGUACGGAGUAGAAGAAGGACAACUUUCGCCACGCAUCCUUCUUGCUGCCUCCCCGUUGGCCUUAACUUGCUCACUCUCUCUAUUAUACCUAUCACUAUGGGAAUCAAUCACACACAUACCUACGUUCACGUCCGCCCGACAAGAUGGAAGCGAGGACGUCUGGACUUACACACACACAGUGGAGGUCCCGACGGACGGACAUUAUUCAACCGAGGGCCGACUUCAGUCCAGCAAAUCCCAUCUGAUGUUAUCAAUCGAAUUCAUCGCGAGUCUGCAGAUUCUGAGCCCUGGCUCCCCCGGUAUCUCACCACAACAUAACAGCCACCAGUUAGCCAGAACUCGCGCAUACCAAAUUCGCCCAAUCUGUCGCAUGACGUGGGUAUAGCACUUUCUGCGUAACAAUGCGAGUGGCGGGUCAAAACCUCAGUCAUCGGCCAAGUGCCAAGGGCGAGCUCCGACUGCAAUCUUCCAUGGGAAAUGGAUCCUCUCUCCCCGUAACGUCCAAGACACUAACCUGACCCGGCUGUCAAUUCUUCAAACGGCGCGCCCGACCUGCUGGAUAUGAGUCAGGGCCAUCCUCCGCACCUGCCACCGUACUGCGUAGUCAGAUUCUGCUCCAGUGCUCACUCUCUCGGGUGCUUGCUAUGCAGCCGCUUCGUGCCGCACAGC